Molecule: messenger RNA, 5408 nt
Organism: Leucoraja erinaceus (little skate)
Lineage: Eukaryota; Metazoa; Chordata; Chondrichthyes; Rajiformes; Rajidae
Gene: gas2l1
Product: growth arrest-specific 2 like 1
Exons: 5
Coding region: 2571-5387 (938 amino acids)
Biological process (GO): regulation of microtubule polymerization or depolymerization; microtubule bundle formation; actin crosslink formation
Cellular component (GO): actin filament; cytoplasm; microtubule plus-end
Molecular function (GO): actin filament binding; cytoskeletal adaptor activity; microtubule binding
Source: RefSeq, a predicted model, not a curated record
AGUUCCUGAGCGCACUGCCUCACCAACUACCACCCACCUGCCCCUUCAAAUGCCUCCAUGCUGUUCCUCAAUCAAUUAAACUUUGAAGUAGGCAUGCUUAAGUUUUAGUUUCGUUUAUUGUCACGUGUACCGAAAAGCUUGUGCUGAGUGCUAACCAGCCAGCGGAAAGACAAUACAUGAUUACAAUCGAGCCAUUUGCAGUGUGCAAGUACAAUUGUCGACAAGGGAAUAACGUUUAGUGCAAGGUAGAGUCCAGUAAAUCACCUUAACAGCUGCCGUAACCUGUCCCUGUGGAACGGAGAUGGCAUGAGACCGCAAUCUCUCCCUCAGUCCGCCCUACAUUUUAUUUCUCCCGUGGAAGAAUAAAUCAACAUGCAGGUCAGGCCAUUCUCGGCGGCGGCCCCCGGCCAACUCAACCCAAGUCGUGGCCCUUUCUGCGUUCCUUCCAGCAGUGCACACCCCCCACAAAUAGUCUGAUCCAGAUACUAUCAUUAUAUUGUCAGUCCGGAAUUGUAGACUAAUGCCUCCCCUUGCAAAUAAAUUAAUCUCGAACCUCAUAGAACAGUUUCUAUGUACUCGUUCUGCCUAAAGAGGGAUCAAGUCAGAUCCCUAGAGCAUAGAACAGUGCAGCACAGAAACAGGCCCUUCGGCCCACAAUGUCUGUACCGAACAUGAUACUAAGUCAAACCAAUCUCCUCUGUCUUGUGCAUUAUUCAUAUCCCUGCAUAUCCAUGCGCCUAUCCAAAAGCUUCCUGCCUCCUGCCAGCGCGUCCAGGCACCCACCGCCCUCUUAAAAAACGUGCCCUUCAAAUCCCCUUCACAUUAACUCACCUUAAAGCUGUGCAAUCUAGUUUUAGACUUCGCUACCAUGUGAAAAAGACUGUAAACAUCCACUGCAAUCUAGUUUCUACCACUUUUAUAAAAUUGCCGACAGACCGGUAUCCAAUUCCUCCCUCCUAGCAUCUUCCUCUACAGUUGCGUUAGCGUUAUCCACAAUCCCCUGUUUCGCCGAGUUUGCAUAUUCAUAAAUGAAUAGCUGCAGUUUAUGCUAGAAUGUGUAUGAAAUGAAGUUCGGCUAUGCGGUGCCAGAUUAAGACUCGUCAACUCCCUUGAAAUAAAAUUGGCAGGCACUCCAGCUGUGUUGCUGUUCCCGGCAAGUCAGUGAGGUAAUGUGGCUUUUGCAAAUGAUUUGUGAACCAAUCUUUCUCCCGGCCACAGGAUCAGCGAAUUACAUCAUUACAGACUGCAGACCCAGUUUAUCCCCCCCCUGUAACAAACUUGACGCAUUCAAACGGGAGUUUGGCUCACUCUUAUCAUGAUCACGACACAUGGAUAGUUGGCAUUAGCUGGACGUGUUCUCAGCUGGGCGGAGGUCGGCGGGGGAGUGAGCGGUUUCCAUGGCGCUGAAAGUAGUCAGGAUAUAAACAGAGGUGGGAGAGAAGGCCGAGUGGGAAGUUAGGCAGCGACAGGAAACUUGAACUUCCACCCGGAUUGUAGCGGGAGAGAUGUAACUGACCGCUCCCAAAUAACACUUGCCCUGUGUUGUGUGAAUGAUGGGAUGGACUGCGGGGAACAGUUUUCCCUCGUGCUCUGUUUAUUGAUGGGAUGUGGGGAAGAGUUUACUCCUAGUGUUGUGUGUUUGAUGGGAUGGACAUCGGGGAACAGUUUUCCCCUGCGCCGGGUGUUUACUGAUGGAGUGUGGGUUAGAGUUUACUGGACUGUGAAGAAGACUCCUGUGCUGUGUGUUUCUUGAGACGGGCUGUGGGGAAGUUUCUCUUGUCUUGCUUGUUUACUGAUCUGGUCUGUGUGGAAGGGGUUUCCCUUGUGCUGUGUGUUCCAUGAGAUGGUCUGAGAGGAAGGAAGGGCUUUCCCCUUCUCUCGUCUGUUUACUGAUGGAGUCCAGGGUAGGGUCCGCCCCCGCCCCCCGUGUGUUGUGCGUUUACUGAGAUGAGUUGCUACUCGUGUGCGCGCUUGACCAGGUGGGUCGCUGUCUGAUCACUGCGAGCCCGAGCCUCUUGCGAUGCGCAGGGAGGGAGAGGAGUUACAGGGAUGGGACUCGGGCGGGGAGAAGUUAACCAGACCGGCCAAGCCUUCGACCUGAAACCUAGGAGCGGAGCGGCGCAACGUUGAAGCAGGGCGGAGCGGAGUCCAAUUGAAGCUGACGUGACAACGAGGAACUGCAGAUGUUGGUUAAUACCAAAGAUAGACACACAGAAUGCUGGAAUAACUCAGUGGGGCAGGCAGCAGCUGCCCGGGACUGCAGCCGACAGGGAGGGAGCGAGAAAGAGACUGAAACUCAUCUGAAUCUGAGUCUAUUUUAUUUUAUGUUUUAGCAGAGACUACUCUGCCGGAGGAACUGAGCGGGUCAGGGGGUGCCGUGGAGGGGGAAUGGAUAGAGGGGGAUAGUGAGCCUGUUUUAUACAUGAGUCUGAUCGACAUCAGUGAGCUAGCGCGGGGUGGGGUGGGGAUUGACACAGUGAUUCACCUGGGGCGGCGAGAGGCGAGACGUUUCUACGGGAAGGAGCGCAGGAGUUAAAGGGGAGGGACAGAGGAGGAUUUGGGUGAGGAAUAUGGCGGAGCAGAGGAACAUCCAGUCCGCCGCCAACAAGAGCAUUCGGCCCUUCAGGUCGAGCGAGGACUAUCUGUACGCCAUGAAGGAGGACCUGGCGGAGUGGCUCAACGCGCUGUACGACCUGGAUGUCCACGUAGACAUGUUCGCGGAGGCGCUGGAGACGGGCUGCGCUCUGUGCCAACACGCCAACAAUGUCAACCAGACCGCCCUGGAGUUCGAGCAGAGAUGUCCCGGGGCGGCGGGGAGGAUGAAGGUGCCCCGCACCCCGGUCACCUUCGCCUCCAGGAACGUCCAAGCCGGCUCCUUCAUCGCCCGCGACAACGUGUCCAACUUCAUUGACUGGUGCCGCCGCGACUUGGCUAUCAGAGACGCUCUGAUGUUCGAGACCAACGACCUGGUCCUGCGCAAGAACGAGAAGAACUUGGUGCUAUGCCUGCUGGAGGUGGCCCGGCGUGGCUCCAAGUUCGGCAUGUUGGCCCCAAUGCUGAUCCAGAUGGAGGAGGAGAUCGACGAGGAGAUCCGAGAUGCCCUGGAAGACGAGGAGUUCCAACCCCGGGUCCAGAGGAGAUUGUGUGACUUCAAGAAUCUGGACGCGAUGGUCCGUGAGAUUCUCGGCCAUUGUUCCUGCCCUUCACAGUUUCCCAUGACAAAAGUAUCUGAGGGUAAAUAUAAAGUCGGUGAGACCAGCACUUUGAUCUUCAUCAGAGUUCUGCGGAACCAUGUGAUGGUGCGUGUGGGCGGAGGCUGGGACACGCUGGAGCACUACCUGAACAAGCACGACCCCUGCAGAUGCACCUCGUCCACACAUCGCCUUCAGUCAGGGAAACCUUCAUCCAAGACAUCGCUGAACAACAGUCCUCUCGCCUCCAGAGCUCCAAGUCCCGGCCCACCGCGCUAUCCCGAAGGACCCGCUAUUUCAAAGCUGCCCGUUAACGGCAGGCACGCGGACAGACGAACCAGUUCAGCGGCAGAAUGGUCAACAGUGAAACAAAAUGGACUGCCUGCCACGAAAAGGGACAGGCCAUUCAGCCCAAGUAAUGGUGCUAGCAAAGGUCAGGUGACCAGGCAACAGGGGACACCUGGAACCACAACUACUGCAGGAGAGUUGAUGAAUAGACGCAUCACACAAACACCGGACAUGGCAAGGGCCAUCUCUCCCCGAUCGCACGACUUGUCAGAACCAAGGGGCUCCGGACCUGGGAGGCGAAGGGAAUCCUCGAUCCCCAGGCGGCCAGUGGGGGAACGUGAACUCACUCCCAUCAGAACCGGGCCACCACGAACGACUUUCUCCCCAAGGAAAAACUCCAGUGACGACGUCCUGAUUGUAGACAGGAGAAACGGCAAACACGUUGUGCACCGGAGCUGGACACAGAAAGAUCCCAGUCUAAGGACCGUCCAGGUGAGGCGGAGAAGUCAGUCAUCAGACCACCGGAGUUGGACGGAGCAAGGCGGCGAGGAUGAGAGGGCGGCUCGGCUACCCGGCACCAAGUCCCGCCCAUCCCAGGAACUCACCAGAACCUCCUCCAACUCCAGCCAGGACUCUACCGCACCCACCAAGGGCAAUGGUCCAAGGGGCUACGGCCUGAGGGGCAACCGGGGCAAGGGGACCUCUCGGGCCAGGGGCCACGGAGGAGAGGCAGAGAGAAGGACCAAGUCCCCCGCUCCAUCCAAGGCCCCCACUGGUUCCAGGAAGGCCCUGAUCCCAGCCCGGUCCUCCAGCCCCACUCCCACCGCCGGCCCCGUCAGACCUCCGCCCCGCACCACCAGACCCGCUCACCAAGGCUGGUGCUACGACAAGAACCACAACCUUCUCAACUUCUGCCUCGAUUCAGACGGCUGCUGUGGGAGCAGCGGGUGCCCGCCCCGGUUGGAGGUGGACAACUUCCACCCUGCCCGCACCGCCCACACCACCGUGGAGGACCAACUGUACAGGGGCUUCGAGGAGGAGUUUUUGGCCAAUACCCGGCAGAUGUCGCUGGAGAGCAGUGGGAGCGAGGGGGGUGAAAUGCUCCCGGUGGUCGGUGUGAGCCAGGCCACCGUGGAAGGGCAGCUGGAGAUAGCAGAUACUCUCUGUCGCCCCUCGACUCUACCGGGACCACACGCUUUCAAUGGGCCUGGAGAGGAUGCGGAGACACAGGAAGAACCACCACCAGGGCAGAGCAAGACCCCGGCGUUGGAUGGGGACUGGAUCGGAGAUGUCCUGGAAUACCGCCCCCACAAUGUUCUCCAGACCUACGAGAGCGUGAGGGAACCUGAUCUCCCAAGUCCUCUGGGCGAGGGGGGACUUUACACGGGGGAGAUCCACAGGUCAGGACCUCCUGAAGCCGAGGUGCAAAAUGGACAGGACCUCCCCAGUGUAGUGGCCAGAACCCACACUCCGCCCCCAGCCGAUGGUCAAGGCCUUGACAAGACCGAUGGACCCACCUCCACCGAGUUGCCCUCCAACCUCCAGAUUAACUCGCACGUGGUUCAAAUGAGGCCCAGGAAAGGGUUGAAGAAGCCCGACCGAGUGCCCUCCAUCUACAAGCUCAAGCUGCGCCCCAAGAUCCGCCCUCGGACCGACAAUCAGCCCGAGAGGAAACCGUCCAAAAUCCCCACCCCGGUCGGGUGCAGGCAAGGCCAGAGGUCCCCGAGGUCCCCGAGGUCGUGCCAGAGUCCCUUGCUGGAGGGCGGCCAUUCCAGGCGUAAGACCAAGCAUAAACUCAUCUUGUACUGCGAGGACCUCCAGAGCUCGAGAGAGGAUCUCCUGCUCUCCCCCACCUCCAGCGACGGGACAGCCCCCACCCUAAACCCCCCCGACCACUCUUGGGAUUGACCCCCCCCCCCCCCCCCCCCC